Chaetomium fimeti is the source of this 768-nucleotide messenger RNA. RefSeq lists its product as uncharacterized. The transcript is spliced from 2 exons. Bases 129 to 746 code for a protein of 205 amino acids. The record is from RefSeq and is a predicted model, not a curated record. NCBI's taxonomy places the organism in Eukaryota, Fungi, Ascomycota, Sordariomycetes, Sordariales, Chaetomiaceae.
UCCACCCCGAAUUUGAACAACUCCCGAGUCCCGUUCUGUCACUUUGACCUGCAAAGUUUCAGUGGGUCCCCGCACUUUCCCAUCUCCCAUCUCCAACUUCAAGUCGAACAAGUCCACACGAGACCAACAUGAACCGGGUCGCGCUUCAACGCGCGCUUUUAGCGCCAAGUCUCCGACAGCAGGGCUUAUUGCAAAAACCGCUGGCAUUGGCCCUCAACACACGCCCCGUCAGUUCCGUCGCUGAGGUGUCCUUCUGGAAGUCUCUCGUACCGAAACCCCUCCGAUCGCGGUCACCGUCGAGGUGGUGGAGGAAGAAACUCAAGGUACAGAAGGGGUGGAAUCCUGCGACCUUCUUUAUCUUCAUCUUCUUGUUGAUCGGAUCCAUGUCUAUUCAGAUGAUCGCCCUCCGAAAAGACUUUGCGACCUUCAUGCGCCAGUCCGACGUCAGGAUAGGCUUACUCCGCGAGGUGGUGGAAAAACUGCAAAAGGGCGAGGACGUGGACGUGGAGAAGGCUCUGGGCACCGGAGACGCAGAAAAGGAGUUGGAGUGGGAGCAAGUUCUGAGGGAGAUUGAGCGCGAAGGACCGGCAAAGAGCCAACGCAAGAAGCAACCCGAACCAACACCCCCACCGGCACCAACUCCGGCACCAACAUCUGCGCCUACACCAGAGGCGGAUACCCCACCUGAGCAAGAAGGCACCAGGCCACAGGUGCAGAGCACCCUCGCCAGCAAGGGCUUCUUCUGAGCGGCCCCUUCUCAGGGGCUCU